UCUGUUUUUACCUCGUCUGUUCGUCUCCCAAAUUCAGAAACGGGUAAAGUGUUUGUGUGCAGUUUAUAACGACAUAAGUGAAUUGAAUGUGACUUCCAAAUUUAAGCAAUAAUAAUGAAGAUCGAGUAUAAGUCAGAGGCUCAACCAGUUAAGAAAUCAGCUAAAAGAUAAGGAUUCAAGAGUGCGAGACGAUUAUCAGGGUAAAAUCCCUAACCCUAAAUAUUGGUACGCCAAUAUAUCAAAUUGCGAGUUUUGUUGAAUGAAAAAAGCAUGCUCAAAAAUCAGUGUAAGGGUAAAAGGUCGAGGUUGGGUUGUUGCCGUGUGAGAGUUCAGGUGAGGAUAAAAAUGGUUGCAGUUUCAGUGGGAGACAACAAAUACUUUCAUAAGAUUUGUUUAUUCCAAUAUUCUACUUUGAAAAAUGUACCCAAUUAUAACAAUCUCAUCCAAGUAUAUACACGACAAGUUUCACUGCUAUGAUUGGUAGAAGUUUCAAAGUACAUACAUGGUUGUAAUAUGCUGAAAUGAAAGUAAGAUGCUAUAGUUGAGAAAUAAAUGAAAAUACUUUGUUAUUACUUGCAUUUAGUCCAAUUAUUAAAAUUCUGAACUUAAAUUAUGUCAACGCACCGUGAUCUCUCUGUUAUUACAAAUUUAUUAGUACAUAUCUUGUUGACCCCCUUGAAGAUGGACAUGUUCAUCUUCUUUGCGCAUAAUUUAUAUAUUUUUUGGGUGGAUCAAAUUUUGUUACAUUCCUUAUUUCCAGCCUAAUACAUAUCAAAAGGAAGUAUAAAAAUGAGCCAAAGGGAAACUACUUAUCAGUUUGAAAAUUUAACAACAAUAAAAUACUUGGAAAAAGAAACAAUGGAAAUGUAAAAAGUUAAAAAUUAUGCAACAAACUCUCAACGAUUGAUGGCAUAGAGCUACUUUGGUCACCAUUACGUUGCAAACCAUCUCAAAGGAAAACCUUUUGGCUAUCAACAAAUGUGCCCAAAGAAAUCAAGAUCAUAAAAAGCAAAAUUAUAAUCAGUAUGUAAAAGAAUAAGUUUUGAGAAACUUUAUGAUUUAGGUUUGGGAUUUCGUUUUUCCAAAGCUUGUUACAUGUUUGAUGUGGUAAUGUUUGGAUGCCAAUUUGGUAUAUGUACUGCUCAAUUACUUUUCUUGGAUGUUAUAUUUAACGUCAUUGAAAAACAAAAUUAAAUAAAUGCUAACAUGUUACAACUUACAAUUUCUCUAAGUUGAAAAUGUUAUAAUGUGAAGGAAAUUAUAAGUUGGUUACCCAGUAGUUUAAAAUGAAAAUUAUCAAAUUAUAUUUGACAUCGUCAAUGGUAAAUUCGUUGUUACUUUUUCAGUAAUAAUUUUGAAAAUUAAAAUCUUGAUGAUUUAUGGAUAGCUUCUCGACUGCAUCUAAUACUUAUUUUUGCUUGACAUUGAAUUAAUGCUAUAAUAAACCUUUUUCAUUUACUUAUGGCUAAUUAUUAGCUUCUAAUCACUAAAUUUUUCUAUUUUUAUAUUUAUGAGACAAACAAAAGUUCAUAUAAGAGAUAUACCUUUAAUCAUUAAUGAAGAGACGAGAAUUAAAUAAGCAGUAAGGAUACGAAACCCCCUACAAGGGCCUGACAUCUAAAUGCUUUUGCUUUUCCGUGUUGAUGCUUUAGCUUUUCUCUCUUUAAAUACCCUUCUGAGUAUGUUAUUCACAAAAGUUUGAGAGAGUUUCAGAGAAGACGAUUGCAAGAACAAAGCAAAGGUCCAGGUGCUACCACAAGAAUAUCCAACAAUGGAAACAGCUAAUGAAAUUAUGAAACAAGUUGUUCCAAUUCUCAUGAUUCCCAUUAACAGAUACCUACGUUACCUCAUUUUGUGCACAAAGUACAUGAGAGACAUGGGUAUCAAAAUCAUAGAACUGAAUGCUGCAAAAGUUGGUGUUGAAGAGAAAACAAGGCACAACAUUAGUAACAAUCUUGAGGUUCCAGCUCAAGUCAAGGGUUGGCUGGAUGAUGUAGGAAAGAUCAAUGCACAAGUGGAAAAUGUUCCUAACAACAUUGGCAGUUGUUUUAAUCUAAAGAUUAGACACACAGCCGGAAGGAGUGCUGUCGAGAUAAGUGAGGAGAUCGACAGUGUCAUGAGACGAUACAAAGAGAUCAAUUGGGCUGAUCAUCCCAUUCCUCCAGGAAGGGUUCAUUCCAUGAAGUCAUCUACGUCUACACUAUCAACUAAACAUAAUGACUUCCAAUCAAGAGAGUUGACUUUUACAAAAGCACUCAAAGCACUCGAUCCGAACCACAAAUCCCAUAUGAUAGCCUUAUGUGGGAUGGGUGGAGUGGGGAAGACCACAAUGAUGCAAAGGCUGAAGAAGGUUGCCAAAGAAAAGAGAAUGUUCAGUUAUAUCAUUGAGGCGGUUAUAGGGGAAAAGACAGACCCCAUUUCCAUUCAGGAAGCUAUAUCAUAUUACCUUGGUGUAGAGCUCAAUGCAAAUACUAAGUCAGUAAGAGCCGAUAUGCUUCGUCAAGGGUUCAAGGCCAAAUCUGAUGUAGGUAAGGAUAAAUUCUUAAUAAUACUCGACGAUGUAUGGCAGUCUGUUGAUUUGGAAGAUAUUGGAUUAAGUCCAUUUCCAAAUCAAGGUGUUAACUUCAAGGUCCUGUUAACAUCACGAGACCGACAUAUUUGCACUGUGAUGGGGGUUGAAGGUCAUUCGAUUUUUAAUGUGGGACUUCUCACAGAAGCAGAAUCAAAAAGAUUGUUCUGGCAGUUUGUAGAAGGUUCUGAUCCUGAGCUCCAUAAGAUAGGAGAAGAUAUUGUAAGUAAGUGUUGUGGUCUACCCAUUGCCAUUAAAACCAUGGCAUGUACACUUAGAGAUAAAAGUACGGAUGCAUGGAAGGAUGCACUGUCUCGUUUAGAGCAUCAUGACAUUGAAAAUGUUGCCUCUAAAGUUUUUAAAGCGAGCUAUGACAAUCUCCAAGACGAGGAGACUAAAUCCACUUUUUUUCUAUGUGGAUUGUUUCCAGAAGAUUCCAAUAUUCCUAUGGAGGAGUUGGUGAGGUAUGGGUGGGGAUUGAAAUUAUUUAAAAAAGUGUAUACCAUAAGAGAAGCAAGAACUAGGCUCAACACUUGCAUUGAGCGGCUCAUCUAUACAAAUUUGUUGAUAAAAGUUGAUGAUGUUCAGUGCAUCAAGAUGCAUGAUCUCAUCCGUUCUUUUGUUUUGGAUAUGUUUUCUAAAGUUGAGCAUGCUUCGAUUGUCAACCAUGGUAAUACGCUAGAGUGGCCUGCAGAUGAUAUGCACGACUCUUGUAAAGGGCUUUCAUUAACAUGCAAGGGUAUAUGUGAGUUUUGUGGAGACCUUAAGUUUCCAAACCUAAUGAUUUUAAAACUUAUGCAUGGAGAUAAGUCUCUAAGGUUUCCUCAAAACUUUUAUGAAGGAAUGCAAAAACUUCAGGUUAUAUCAUACGAUAAAAUGAAGUACCCAUUGCUUCCCUUGUCAUCUGAAUGCUCCACCAACCUCCGAGUGCUUCAUCUCCAUGAAUGUUCAUUACAAAUGUUUGAUUUCUCUAGUAUUGGAAAUUUGUUAAACCUCGAAGUGCUCAGCUUUGCUGAUUCUUGCAUCCAAAUGUUACCUUCCACAAUCGGAAAUCUAAAGAAGCUAAGGGUACUUGAUCUGAGAGGUAGUGAUGAUCUUCAUAUAGAACAGGGUAUCUUGAAAAACUUAGUCAAACUGGAAGAGCUGUAUAUGGGAUUUUAUGAUGAAUUUAGACAUCGAGGUAAGGGUAUAUACAACAUGACAGAUGAUAACUAUAAUGAAAUAGCAGAACGUUCAAAAGGUCUUUCUGCAUUAGAAAUUGAGUUCUUUCGAAACAAUGCCCAACCAAAGAAUAUGUCGUUUGAAAAACUUGAGAAAUUCAAGAUCUCAGUGGGACGACGUUAUUUAUAUGGAGAUUACAUGAAGCACAUGUAUGCUGUCCAAAACACAUUGAAGUUGGUUACUAAGAAAGGUGAAUUAUUGGACUCUAGACUGAACGAGUUGUUUGUGAAAACAGAGAUGCUUUGUUUAAGUGUUGAUGAUAUGAAUGAUCUUGGUGAUCUUGAUGUGAAGUCCUCACGUUUUCCUCAACCCUCAUCAUUCAAAAUUCUAAGAGUCCUUGUCGUUUCCAUGUGUGCUGAGUUGAGAUACCUUUUCACAAUUGGUGUAGCCAAAGAUUUGUCAAAUCUAGAGCAUCUUGAAGUUGAUUCAUGUGAUAAUAUGGAAGAACUCAUCUGUAGUGAGAAUGCUGGAAAAAAGACAAUUACUUUCUUAAAGCUGAAAGUUUUAUGUUUGUUUGGGCUACCAAAGCUAUCGGGUUUGUGCCAUAAUGUGAACAGAAUUGAGUUAUUACAACUCGUGGAGUUGAAACUUAGCAGAAUUGGAAAUAUCACAAGCAUUUAUCCCAAGAAUAAGCUGGAAACAUCCUGUUUUUUGAAGGCAGAGGUUCUAGUUCCUAAGUUGGAGAAAUUGUCUAUUAUUCAUAUGGAUAAUUUGAAGGAGAUAUGGCCUUGUGACUUUAGGACGAGUGAUGAAGUUAAUCUGAGAGAGAUUUAUGUGAAUAGUUGCGAUAAACUUAUGAAUUUGUUUCCAUGCAAUCCCAUGCCUCUGCUACAUCAUCUUCAAGAGCUUCAAGUCAAGUGGUGUGGUUCCAUUGAAGUCUUAUUCAACAUCGAUUUGGAUUGUGCUGGUGAAAUUGGAGAAGGCGGCAUCAAAACCAACUUGAGAAGCAUUGAAGUAGACUGUUUAGGGAAGCUAAGAGAGGUGUGGAGGAUAAAAGGUGAUCAAGUUAACUCUGGUGUCAACAUCCGUAGCUUUCAAGCUGUUGAAAAAAUAAUGGUUAAACGAUGUAAGAGGUUCAGAAAUUUAUUCACACCUACCGGUGCCAAUUUUGAUCUGGGGGCACUUAUGGAGAUUUCGAUCGAAGAUUGCGGAGGAGAAAGAGGGAUAUUCAAUGAAUCGGAAAAGAGUAGCCAAGAGGAAAAGCAAGAGAUUGGUAUUUCAUUCCUAUCGUGUCUCACACACUCUUCCCAGAACCUCCACAAACUCAAAUUGAUGAAAUGUCAAGGAGUGGAUGUGGUGUUUGAGAUAGAGAGUCCAACAAGUAGAGAAUUGGUAACAACUCACCAUAAUCAAGAAAUAGUACUUCCCUACCUUGAGGAUCUAUAUAUCCGUUAUAUGAACAACAUGAGUCAUGUGUGGAAGUGUAACUGGAAUAAAUUUGUCACUCUUCCAAAAGAACAAUCAGAAUCCCCAUUCUACAACCUCACAACCAUAUACAUGUAUGGGUGCAGAAGAAUUAAGUACUUGUUUUCACCUCUCAUGGCAAAACUUCUUUCCAACCUAAAGAAAGUCCAUAUAGAGUUUUGUGAUGGUAUUGAAGAAGUUGUUUCAAACAGAGAUGAUAAGGAUGAAGAAAUGACUACAUUUACCAACACAAGUACCAUCUUGUUCCCUCAUCUUGAUUCUCUCCAUCUUAGUAGCUUAAAAACUCUCAAACAUAUCGGUGGUGGUGGUGGUGCGAAAUUUUGGAACAAUGAAUUAUCUUUUGACAAUACCAUUAUAACUACCACCCUUGAUCAAUCUAAGUCUUCUGAAGCAGGUGGUGUUUUUUGGAGCUUAUGCCAAUACUCUAGAGAGAUAGAAAUAUCACGGUGUAAUGCAUUGUCAAGUGUGAUUCCAUGUUAUGCAGCAGGACAAAGCCAAAAGCUUCAAGUGCUGAAAAUAAAGUUUUGCAAUGGGAUGAAGGAGGUAUUUGAAACUCAAGAGACAAGCAGCAACAAAAGUGGUUGUGAUGAAGGUAAAGGUGGUACACCAACACCAGCAAUUCCAAGAAUAAAUGAUGCUAUUGUCCCUAAACUUCCAUACCUAAAGAUAUUGGAAAUCGUAAGUUGUGAGGGUUUGGAACAUAUAUUCACAUUCUCUGCACUUGAAAGCCUCAGACAUCUCAAAAAGUUAAAGAUAUGGAAUUGCAAGGCAAUGAAAGUGAUUGUGAAGAGGGAAGAAUAUGCAUCAGCAUCAUCAUCAAAGAAGGUUGUGGUCUUUCCUCGUCUGAAAUCUAUUGUACUAAAAGCUCUACCAGAGCUGGUGGGUUUCUUCUUGGGGAUGAAUGAGUUCCGGUGGCCAUUAUUGGAUGAAGUUGUGAUCGAGAAAUGCCCAAAAAUGAUAGUGUUUGCAUCUGGUGGGUCCACAGCUCCCAAACUCAAGUCUAUAAAAACAACCUUUGGUAUAUAUAGUGUUGAUCAACAUGGUCUGAACUUUCAGACCACAUUCCCUCCUACUUCAGAAAGGACACCUUGGUCUUUUCAUAAGUUGAUUGAAUUAGAUGUGAAACAUAGUCAUGAUGUUAAAAAGAUUAUUCCAUCUAGUGAGUUGCUGCAACUGCAAAAGCUGGGAAAGAUUCGUGUGAGUGGUUGUAAGAUGGUAGAGGAGGUAUUUGAAGCAUUGGAAGAAUCAGGGAGAAAUAGAAAUAGUAGUAGUGGACGUGGUUUUGAUGAAUCGUCACAAACUACUACUACUCUUAUCAAUCCUCCAAACCUAACACAACUGGAGUUAGUGGGAUUAGAUCGUUUAAGGAAUCUAUGGAAGAGAAAUCAAUGGACAGUGUUUGAGUUUCCAAACCUAACAAGAGUUGAAAUUAGUGAAUGUGAUAGGUUAGAACAUGUGUUUACUAGUUCCAUGGUUGGUAGUCUAUUGCAACUCCAAGAGCUAUGUAUAAAGGACUGCGGGCAUAUGGAGGAGGUCAUUGUUGUAAAAGCAGAAGAAGAAUCUGAUGACAAGACGAAUGAGACACUUGUGUUACCUCGUCUAAACUCCUUAACACUUAAAAGUCUUCCACGUCUUAAGGCGUUUAGCUUGGGAAAGGAGGAUUUUUCAUUACCCUUAUUAGAUUCUUUGGCAAUCAGCUACUGCCCAGCAAUGACGACUUUCACCAAGGGAAAUUCCACUACUCCACAGCUAAAAGAAAUAGAAAUAAAUUAUAACUCGUUUUAUGCAGGGGAAGACAUCAACUCCUUUAUAAAGAUGAACAAGAGGAAUUCAGAAAAGAGAAAGACUGAUUAAAGUCAAGUGCAUAUUAAAGUGUUAGCCAUCUAAACCAAACAACUAUGCCACCAGUAUUCAAGGGGAAAAUUGUUGAUCAUCUAAAUAAGAUCUGAAGAAGAACACGGUUGCUAUGAAGAUGUUCACGAAUGAGGAAAAAAUGUGUAAAACUAAUAACAAGAUACAUGUUGAUUUAAGUAUGUUAGUUGAAGAUAUUAAUUUUAAUAUUUAAAAUUUUUUUGUUAUCAUUACGUGGGUUUACGAGUGUUAAUGCGAUGAUGAGUGACUUAAGCUAGAUUAUGUUGUAGUAGAUGUUGGACUCAAUUACAGAAAAAUAGCAAUUGGUUGUGAAAAAUAUAUGCAAAAUACAAUAGCGAAAUACUGGAAACUUAAAUGAUUAGAUUAAAAUUUUUAAUGAAAAUAUUACAAAACUAAGAGCUUUUUCACUACUAGAAACAGGGGUAUCAGCGACGGUCAAUUCCGUUGCAUCCGUCGCUGAAGGCCAUCAGCGACGGAAUUUGCCAGUCGAAAAAACCCUUGUUGCUAAUUGUCAGCGAUGGACUAGCGACGGAUUUAGCGACAGAUUAUUGACAGAUUAGCGAUGACACAAACUGUUCAGGAGCCUCUAGAUUCCGUCACAAAUCUGUCGCUAAUCCGUCGCUGUUGGAUUAUUUAGCUGUCGAAUACCUUGUUGGGAAAGCUUUAAAAACCAGUGGAUUCUGUCGCAAUUUCUAUAGCUAAUUACAUUUAUAGCAAUAAUUUUGUUGUUCUAAAUAUAUAACCAGAAUCUACAAAAUGAAACUCAAUGCAUACAAUAAACUAUAAUUAAAAUUCAAGUACUAAAUUAGCUAAUAAUAUUUGACUAGCAAAAUGAAAAAAUUAAUAC
This is a messenger RNA of Lactuca sativa (garden lettuce), 7934 nucleotides long. The record is from RefSeq and is a predicted model, not a curated record. NCBI's taxonomy places the organism in Eukaryota, Viridiplantae, Streptophyta, Magnoliopsida, Asterales, Asteraceae.